Molecule: messenger RNA, 1010 nt
Organism: Pomacea canaliculata
Lineage: Eukaryota; Metazoa; Mollusca; Gastropoda; Architaenioglossa; Ampullariidae
Product: 39S ribosomal protein L16, mitochondrial-like
Exons: 4
Coding region: 83-814 (243 amino acids)
Biological process (GO): mitochondrial translation
Cellular component (GO): mitochondrial large ribosomal subunit; ribosome
Molecular function (GO): rRNA binding; structural constituent of ribosome
Source: RefSeq, a predicted model, not a curated record
UGUAGGUCAUCAGGUCGCUGGAUUAGAAAAUAAAAACUUUAGCUGUACUUAUUAUAAGCACAGAAGAAGAGAAAGAUCAGGAAUGGCUUUGAACUGUAGAUCGCAUAUAAAAUUAUUCGCCAUACCCAGACGCUUUCAUGUCAGUUACCAGCAGUGUGUUACUUUCAUGAAACUUCAAAUCACACCAGAUUAUAAGGGAGUGGAAUUUCCUGAACGAAGAAAACUGAGAUUUUUUGAUAAAGUGCCACAGCUGCCUCCUAAUCAAAGACCUCAAAAAAUGAUGAAAGACUUGUAUGAUAUGCGAGGCCCUGAGCUCAUUCACAAUAAGCUGCAGUAUGCUGAGUAUGGCAUUCAGGCAACAGGUGGAGGAUCACUACGCUGGGGUCACUUGGAAAUGAUUCGUCUUAUAAUCAACCGCAAGAUGGAUGAGUCACGCAUGUUCGCCAUGUGGCGCAUAGACCAGCCAUGGAAGAGCGUUACUAAGAAAGGGCAAGGCCAUCGUAUGGGUGGAGGCAAAGGGGCCAUUGAUCACUACGUCUUCCCACUUCGAGCAGGACGAAUCGUGGUAGAGAUGGGGGGUAGGUGUGAGUUUGAGGAGGUGUAUCCUAUUUUACAUCAAGUGGCUCACAUUCUUCCAUUUAAGGCACGUGUGGUGAGUCGCCAGAUGCUGGAGGAAGAGCCGAAGAAACAAGCAGAACUAGAGGCCAUGAACGUCAACAUGUUCACCUUUAAAUACUGUGCCAAAAAAAACAUGCUGGGAUGCCACAGCUGGCUUAGCCCCUAUGACUUUAAGUGGCAUGGGAAAUACCACUAGUAGCCUAUGGGAGUUGGGGGACAAACUGUUGUGCUUGUGGGGCUGGAGGGUGGUUGGGUAUCUCAUAGUGAGGGUAUGGAAAGUGAUGUAAACUGAGCGUGGGAAGGCAUUGAAUUAUGCAUCUUUACUAUAUGCAAAUGUGGUAUUUUUGCAGAUGUGAUGAACUAUGAUUUAGUAUUAAAUGAAAUGAAGUAGA